AUGGAGAAGCCACGGCUGCCGAUGCGGCGCUCGAGGGGCUCUCUGAGGUGCCAGAGCGGCACAAUGGCGUUGGUGUGGGCGGUGGUAGUGGUGGUGCUGACAGUCACCGCAACACCACCGGCAACGCAGCAGGCGAGUGGCGACCGGCCGGGCCGUACCAAGGCCUGCGAGGAGCUGUGCGCGCUGACGUGGCCCGAUUACAACUGCAACUGGAUAUGCACGCGACUGGCGGAGCUGCACUAUGAGGGCAGUGAGUCGCCGUGCUGGGACAUCGGGUACUGCAAGGAGCGCGAGAUCCGCGAGGUCCAGGAGAAGCAACGCCAAGAGGAGCGCGAGAAGGAGCGGCUCCGGCGGGAGGCCCUGGAGGCGGCCGAGCGGCAGCGCGAGCGCGAGCGGCGCGCGACGGAGGAGGCCCGCCGGCGGAGCGAGGAGGCCGCCCGGCGCGAGAUCGAGGAGCAGCGCAAGGCCCUGGCGGCGAGCGAGCUCGAGCGCGAGCGCAAGCUGCUCGCCGACGAGUGG
Messenger RNA from Acanthamoeba castellanii str. Neff, 519 nucleotides. RefSeq lists its product as uncharacterized. The annotation marks the transcript as partial. The transcript is spliced from 5 exons. NCBI's taxonomy places the organism in Eukaryota, Discosea, Longamoebia, Acanthamoebidae. The record is from RefSeq and is a predicted model, not a curated record.